Messenger RNA from Mesorhabditis spiculigera, 693 nucleotides. NCBI's taxonomy places the organism in Eukaryota, Metazoa, Nematoda, Chromadorea, Rhabditida, Rhabditidae. The record is from the annotation of a GenBank genome assembly.
AUGGUUUUACAGGUAGAGGCAAGGAUUAUCAUCUGCCUGGGCGAGUCGGGCGCGAAAAAUGAUUUCGGAUUGUCGGUGUUUUGGGGGAUGGACGGCCGCAGGCAGAUGAGAUAUGGAAAAGUGGUCGUCGUGAUUGAGGAUGUGACAAGUUAUCCGAAGGACGGCCUGCGUGUCUACAGGAUCAAGGUGUCGCUGGGAAGCGCCGGAAUCGGGAGGUCCUUUGAGCUGGUCCACUGCCCGAAAUGGCCUGAUAGAAGGACCGCAUCAUCCGAUCGAUGUGUGAUGAAAACCUUGGAGCGGUUGAAGGGCGCGUGUGAUGGGGACAUCCAAGACAAACACACAGACAUAAGGUGGCGGCGUGACAGGAAAACGGCGCGUGGCCGCAAAACGGCCGUUCCACUCCUCCACUCCGUGGCUGGGAAAACGGCGGUCAUCCAGUGUUUGGCUGGAAUCGACGGGACUGGCACUCUGAUUGCCGUUGAUAUGAUCGUCACCCGCAUCCUCAACGGUGACAUCGUAUGGGUGCUGGACGUGUUCGAGGAGUUGCGCGGCUGCCGGGCCAGCGCCAUCCAGACAUCCCAGCAAUACCUCUUGGUCUACGCCACCGUUUUCGACUAUCUCAGGGAAAAAUUCGGUGCAGACCGUUACCAAGCCCAGUACGACAAGUUCAAGCAGCUGCUCGAGAAGAUGGGC